AUGAGUAACUCACCCAACGGCAGCACCACAGCCGGAAGCGCUGGAGUAGUUUGGGUCACUCCGCUCCUGGGCGCCACCCUCAUCACCAUGUGCAUUUUGGGCGUGACGGGAAACCUCUACACCCUCGCCAUCAUGCGAUCGGCCACGUUACGGCGCGCCGGCUCCAUGUACGUCUUCAUCCUCAACCUGGCGGCUGCAGAUCUGCUCUAUCUGGGCACCAUCCCAUUCGUGGUCUGCACCUACUUCGCCCACGACUGGUUCUUUGGGGAAAUGGGCUGCAGGUUGUUGUUGAGUCUGGAUCUGCUCACAAUGCAUGCCAGCGUGUUUGUUCUGGUGGCCAUGAGUCUGGAGCGCUACCGUGCCGUCGCCGCACCUUUCAGAGCCCGCCGCUCGACCGCCCGCGGCCACUGGCUGAUGGCGUUGGGAAUCUGGCUGGCAGCGUUCGUGCUGACGCUCCCUAUGAUGGUGAUGAUCCGUCUCCGAGAGGGACGUCCCAGUACGGUGGGCCUCGUCAAACGCAUCUGCUUCCCAACGUGGACGCCCGAGGCCUUCAAGGCGUAUCUGACCGCGCUCUUCUUCACCAGCAUGCUCCUGCCCGGCCUGCUGAUGGUGGGGCUCUACGCGGGUCUCGCCCGCCAUUACUGGGCCGCCCAGGCCAAUCUGACGCGUGGAUCCUCGUCGUCCGUUCGCAGGCGCCGACUGAAGCACAAAGUAGUGGGAAUGAUCUUCUGCAUCGUGGUGGCGUACUGGGCGUGUUUCCUGCCGUUCUGGGGUUGGCAGAUGGCGAAGCUCUUCUCGUCCGAGUCGCUCCGCUCGCUGUCGGCCGCCGCUCACACCUACGUCAACUUCUUCGUCACCUGCCUGACGUACGGAAACAGCUGCGUCAACCCGCUGCUUUACACGCUGCUGACGCGCAACUACCGCGACUACCUGGCCCAGAGGGGUCAGUCAUCGGGGGCGAGUCGAGGGGAUCAGGGGUCGGCCGUUGGAAUCAACGCCAUCCAGGAUCAUGUAGGAUAA
Molecule: messenger RNA, 1020 nt
Organism: Labeo rohita (rohu)
Lineage: Eukaryota; Metazoa; Chordata; Actinopteri; Cypriniformes; Cyprinidae
Gene: uts2r4
Product: urotensin-2 receptor 4
Exons: 1
Coding region: 1-1020 (339 amino acids)
Biological process (GO): regulation of blood pressure; neuropeptide signaling pathway; blood vessel diameter maintenance
Cellular component (GO): membrane
Molecular function (GO): urotensin II receptor activity
Source: RefSeq, a predicted model, not a curated record